UGAAUAGACGUAUUGCUGUUUUCGUCAGUCAACUGUUUAUUUAGUUUAGUAUUUAUAUUUAUACCUAUAGGUUAAUAGUUUGUGGUUAUACCUACUAGAUACUUUAGUUAAUUACAACUCAUGGACGUGGUGGUCAUAGGCUGCGGCGCGUCAGGCAUAGCCGCUAUACGACGACUCCAUGAUGCAGGACUGAAGGUUCUUGGGCUGGAGGCAGCUGACAGGAUCGGGGGCAGAAUCAACUCUGUCCAGUUUGGAGAGGGGAAGGUGGACCUUGGCGCAGCUUGGUGCCACGGUGAAAAAGACAACCCAGUGUUCGAGCUAGCGAACCCACUGGGUCUUCUAGGCCGGCCUGAACCCGACAACAAAUGGUUCCUCCUGUCCAACGGGGACCUGGUGCCCAACGACAAGGCAGAGAGCAUCGUCGACGCGUUUAAUGAGGAAGUGGGGAAGGCGGAUAAGAACAGCAAGAAGGGGAUUGCUGAAUGUGUGAGGAAUGCUGCCACAUCAAACACAACCCUCAAGAAGGAUCCCAAACUCACCCGCAUGUUCCUAGAGUGGUACGAAAGGAACAGCCAUCUUGGGGGUCAGAAGGACCCAAACCAAGGGAAGUCGCUGAAGGGGCUGGAAGAGUUUUGGAAUUCGGAGGGGGAGUUCAUGUUGCAUUGGCAGGGGAAGGGGUACGCUACUAUAUUGGAUGUGCUUUUGAACAAAUACCCCGACCCAUCCAAGGCGAUACCCGUCGAUAUCCUUCUAAACAAAGAAGUAGAGAGCAUCAAAUGGAGCAGCAGCCAAGGGGAUCCUGAGAACCCUCUAGUUCACAUCAAGUGUAAAGAUGGGAGCUUGUAUGCUGCUAAGAGUGUUAUUGUCACUAUUUCUAUAGGAGUCUUGAAGGAGAGGCACGCUCAACUGUUUAACCCCCCUCUUCCGGCUGAAAAAGUAAACACCAUAAACAACCUACAGUUCUGCGUCGUCGGCAAAAUCUAUAUCGAGUUCGAGAAGCCUUGGUGGCCAAAAUCCCCUGCCAAUUUCACUCUUCUCUGGCAAGAAGAAGACAAAGCCAAAUUCUCUAAAGAAGAAGAAUGGAUCACAGAGAUCUUUGGCUUUAUUACUGUGGAGAAUCAGCCUGUGUUGUUGGCGUGGAUAUAUGGGGAAGGGCGCGAGAAAAUGGAGAACGUUAGUUUGGAAGGAGUGAGGGCUGGUGUGGAAAAAGUGCUGGAUAUCGCGAGGAUGCAGUUUGAAGUGACGCCGGUGAAGAAUAUUAUAAGGACCCAAUGGGCCUCAAACCCCUUAACCAGAGGCGCGUACGCCUACCGAAGCGUAGCCAGUGAACUGAACGGAGGCAGUGCUAUAUCAAUGAGUGAACCUUUAUACCACAGUAACAAGUUCCCUAUAGUAUGCUUCGCGGGAGAAGCGACGUCGCACCACAGGCAUACCGCCGUGCACGGCGCUGUAGAAGCGGGGUUUAGAGAGGCGGAUAGACUCAUACAGUGCUUUAAGAAAUAAACAUAUUGUCUUUGA
Leguminivora glycinivorella is the source of this 1518-nucleotide messenger RNA. RefSeq names its product peroxisomal N(1)-acetyl-spermine/spermidine oxidase-like. The record is from RefSeq and is a predicted model, not a curated record. The coding region runs from base 121 to 1503 and encodes 460 amino acids. Gene Ontology annotation, molecular function: polyamine oxidase activity. The transcript has 7 exons. Lineage: Eukaryota; Metazoa; Arthropoda; Insecta; Lepidoptera; Tortricidae.